Adineta steineri is the source of this 2322-nucleotide messenger RNA. Lineage: Eukaryota; Metazoa; Rotifera; Eurotatoria; Adinetida; Adinetidae. The record is from the annotation of a GenBank genome assembly.
AUGAAUCUUCUCAUCGAACAACGUCCAACAACAAUAACGUCAACAAAAUCCCAACAACAACAAUCUCAAAUAUCAAAUGAAAAUGACAUGAACAAUAGUUCAUCACCAUCUUCUCCGCUCGUACUUAAAAUCAAGCGGCAUACUACAAAACAACAACAAAACGAUCUUAGUUCUACUUCAUCACAUAUGUCUGAAGAAGAUAAUAAUAAUUCUCAUUCGACAAAUAUUCAACGUUUAAAACGUACCUCAUUACCCAAUACAACAGCAACACGUCGUCCGUCGUCACCUGCAUUUAAUGGUAAACAACAACAAGCAACAAAACGUUCUGUAACAAUUGAUAAUAAUAAUAAUGAUUUAACGUCAAAUAUUGAUGAUAUUUCUGCAUCAAAACGAUUUAAACGAGAUGAUUUAAAUCACUCAUCGUCUUCAACCAAAGUAGAUGCCUGUGUUGAAACAGUCUCUGUUGGUUUGGCAACUGAACCUGAUCAUCUUGGUCCCUGUGAGCCCGGUACAAGCGUCGUUUUAGAAGGCAUCGUUUGGAAUGAAACCGACAGCGGUGUACUCGUCGUUAAUGUCACAUGGCGAGGUAAAACUUAUGUCGGUACAUUACUUGAUUCAACAAAACAAGAUUGGGCUUGUCCAAGAUUAACAUGUGAAUCACCAACGAGUGAUUAUGAUGCUCGAAGUACUAAUAAAACUAGUCGAUCAAAACGUACUGGUGCCGGUGGAAAUAAUCGAUGUUCAAAUCAACAUGCAGUAUCUUUAUGUCAACAAAUAGCAUCGAAUACUCUAACAAUCGGAAUAGAUGAUCGUAAACUUCGUAAUAAUAUUAAAUCUAGACAAUCGAAACGUUUAAAUAAUCUUUCAACAACAAUAACGGAAGAAACAACGAAUAAUUCGUCACCAUUAACAUCACCAUUUCGAGCAAAUAAUCCAACAUUUUUUUCUACUGAAACAUCAUCAUCAUCAUCAACAACAACAACAACCACCACAGCAACAGCAACAACAACAACAACUACUAGUGAACCUCAAUUAAUCUCAUGUUCAGAACCUCAAUGUCAUAAACGUUUUGCUUCAAAUAUUGCACUUAAUUAUCAUUUAAGUGACGCACAUAAAAAACCUGAAACAACAUCAAUUAUUCCACAAGCUAAUACACGUGAUGAAGAAGAUGUUGCACAUAUUCUUGCUAAUGUUGCUGAUUAUGUACGUCGUACUUCUCCACCUUCAUCUAUACGUUGUUCACCUGAACAUCAUCGACAAGCAAUUCCAUCACCAGCUAUUGUUAAUUCUCCACCAUCAAAUAUAAAAACAUUAGAAAAUUGUUCGCCAUCAACAUUAACAUGGCCAUGUCCACAAAUAUCAUCAAAACUUGUUUUAUCAUCACCAUUAAAUCAUACUGAACGAACUCUAUCACCAAAUUCUACAAGGUGUAAAUUAAACAAUACUGAAAUGAAUAUUCUCGAGAAUAAAAAUAAUAUCGAUCAAGAUGAAGUAAAAUCUUCAGUGAAACCAGCUGAUCAUUUUCUAUUACAUAUCCAAGAUGAACCAACUAUUAAAAAUAACUCAUUAACAACAUCUUUUCUCGAUUCAAAUAUAAAAAAAGAUCGAAAUAAUAAUAAAAAACGUUCAAAGAUUCCAACACCUCCUCCUCCACCGCCUCCACCACCGACUUCAUCUUCACCAGCAUAUUCUGAUAUAUCUGAUGAAGAACCAACACCAAAUGAACAACCACUUCCACCGUCAACUAUUAAUCUCUUAACAGCAACAAAUGGAAAAAUUGAUGAAAAUGGAAAUAAUCUACAUUCUUCAUCAUCGUCAUCAUCAUCUUCAUUUCUAACUAAUUCAGAUAUAUCAAAUCCUACAUGGCCAACACAAAUGCUCUUCCAACAAUUCAGUCCAUUUAUACCACAACAAACAUUGACUACAACAGCAGUAUCGAACAAUAAAGAUAUAUCAACUACACCAACUCGUUUGAACAGUAAUAAUACUUGUCCAUCAUCUAAUGGUACCAGUGACUCAACUGUAAAAAAUAUUCUUGAUGCACGUCGUUCCUCAACAACGAAAUCAUCAUCAUCUUCUUCCUCCCCUCCACUACCUUCAACAAAUCUAUAUCAUUAUCAAACAAAUGAAACAAAAUUUCCAACACCUAUUAUAAAUACUUUGACAUCACCGAAUGAAAAUCUACUUCAUCUAUCAUCAUCAUCAACAACACCAACAACUAUAAAACCAAUGGAUAUACUUGAUUAUUCAUUAAAUAAUAAUAGUCGGACAACAAAUGGUGGACAAUAUCAUCAUUCAUCUUCAUUACAUCCGUCUCGGUGA